AUGUCCAGUGAGGCGAGUAAGGCCUACACAAAGACUGAGCCCUGGAGGUGGCAUGGUGUGGCCAGUGGUGGCACUCAGAAAUCAAGUGUGAAGAAGAGGAAGAUUGCCAGAAGUGUAGUGGGUCCUAGAGAGAAGAUGCUGGGAGCAACUGGUAAGUUAGCUGGGUCUGGAAGAGGAGACAGUGAAAUUGGUCCCAGGAUUGAGGAGAGGUCUAACUGGUGAGCGAGAGGCAGAGGCCAUAUAUCUGGUUGCAGAGAGAUGGUAAGAAUGGUGAGAGGUGGGGCUUCUGACUAACAUGGCCGUCCAAAGCAGAGACACUUGGUGAAAGCCUCAGGUUUGUUAUCUAUCUUAGAGGCAGGAUUAAGCUCAAGGGGGGAAAGUUAGCAGGGUGUUGGGGGUACACAGGGUAUUGUGAUAACUUGGGGCCAUGGGGGGAGUGGAAACCUGGGGGUGAUAGUGCAUGAGAUAGUUUCGGUAGCCAGUACAGCAUCGACACAUAAGAGGAGCAUUGCAGCAUCAGCAGUUGGUGGUACAGAGGUUCAGAAUUGAGAAGGGAAAAAUACGGAGGAUACAGUGGGUGGGGUUUCUGAUGUGGUGCUGCGCAACGCAUAUGUAUUUUUUUCUGGUCCUCUCGGAGUUCAUUUGAAGUUGGAUAUAAAAGAAAAAAUGUGAAAGCAGGAGUACAAAGAAUUAGUCUCCCUGUUGCCCCUGGAGGAAUAGGUUGAUUUAAAGACAGACAACAAAAAAGACGAGAAAGCAUAAAAGGAAGAAGAGUAACGGAAGAAGAGAUAUCUGAAGAUACCCAAGAAGUUUGGCAAUUGGCUUCUGGCCGUUUGUAAGUUGGCUUAUGUUAUCAAGGAAAAAACCCUAAGAACUGGUCAGCUUUAUUUUGUUACUUGGAUGUCAUAUGGGAUGCCUCUAAGACUUAUGAAGGUUUAGCAUGGUGACGCCAUGACGAGCAAUUUCAUCAGCGCCUGGCCACUAACCUUGGUAUCAGAUGGGACCUGGUUGAUCUCCCCCCACAGUUGAAAUUAAUGAUAGACCAGAAAGCCUUGGACUUUUAAGGUGUUGCUGGUGGAGGGGUUUCAACCAAGGAUAUUGUUGACUGUAUAAAGACUGCCACCGUAAGUGGGAGAGGGUCAUGCAAGUAUAAGCAUGAGGGCUCUGGCUGUGGGGUAACCCACAGCCUGUCCAAAUGCUUUAAGAGAGGAAAGACAGGAUCUGAACCUAGUGCUGGGGCAACUAAAGGGGAAAUCACUAGUGAACAAAGACAUGAUACUGUCAUAGCUAAAACACUAUGGUAAGCUGUACGUCCUGGGUGGUUCACAGAGGGGUUUCAGAUUCCCUUUGUGCCACACAAAUCGUGGUUGCCUUUAAAUAAAAGAGAGAUGAAUGAGGGAAUUCUAGACAAGGAAGUAAAAUUAUUGGGAGUGACAGGCACAUUCCAGUUAUUUUCGAUUCCCAGGUUUAGCAUGUCACCAUUUGUUAGGAAGUUAAGGAUUGUUCCCAAAAAAGAGGGAGGCAAAUAUAGACUCAUUCAUCACUUAUUUCUAAAGGGUCAAUCAGUGAAUGUGGAUAUUGACAAGAAAUUGAGCACAAUGUCCAGGUCUGGACUGGCCAUCUAGCAAACCGGGUAAAUGCCCUAAACACACUAGACUCUUUGUACUCAAACACACACACUACAUUCUCUAAACACACACUCUCUACAGCCUCUACACGCACUACAUUACCUAUACACACACACUACAGUCCCUAGCCACACAUUUUACUUCAUAAACACAACACAACACAACUUAAACCAACCUAUUUACACAAAACACCACACCUCAAUCAGCUCACUCUACACACACGCUAUCACACAAGCAGGCUCCAAACACAUGUAUAAUACGCUUUCUUGGCCCUUUUGUCCUCUGGUAUCCCACUUAUCGAGACACCAGAGACAAGUUACAAGAAAACACAGCACAAGCAUGUUAAUAAAUUGCUGCGCAAAACACACACAGGGCCUUUUUCUCAUGCAAGAGCUUUUCAAGAGCUCAUUUGACAUUUGGUUAUUGCUAGUGGAAGUGGAUAUUGAGUCUGCUUUCCAACUUCUGGGUUGUUGUUUUGAGGGUGAAUAUUUUAUGGACUUGUUCCUUGCCAUGGGUUGCUCCAUCUCAUGUGCUUAUUUUGAGACAUUUAGUACAUUUCUCAAAUGGGUAGUGAUAUUUGAAGCUGGGUGCCAUUUGGUGGUUUAUUGCCUGAUGAUUUUUUCUGUGUCUGGGUCUUAGUGGUUCGUCUGAGUGAUUGCAUAUUCUGUGACGUUUGCCGUGGGUGAUGAGUCUGUUUGGAGUACCGUGGCAGAUGAGAAGAUGGCAGGCCUUACCACUUGUCUUUCUAGGCUUGGAAAUUGACACAGUCAUGGGUGUUUGUCGGUUGCCAGAGGACAAGUUGUGGAUGAUGAGGGAGGCUAUAGUUACUGUUAGCAGGCGAAAAGGUUACAGUCAAACAGUUGCAGUCUAUGAUCGGCAGGUUAAAACUCACUCUCCCGGUUAUGCCAGUGGGUCGAAUUUUUCUGAGGUCAGUCUCCAGGGCUACGACAGGCAUCUGUGAAGGUCAUCACUUCCUUAGGGUAACAAGGGCCAUGAGAGCUGACAUGGCUAUUUGGGAGGUGUUCCUUGAUAAAUUCAAUGGGACAGUUGUUUUCCAAAAGCCGAUUUUGGUAGCAGAAAGGCUUGAAUUGAAGGGUGUGCAGCUCAGUGACCAGAUGAAUGGCAUACUAGUCCACUUAUCAGUAAUUGGGCUUUAUUGGAGUUGUUUCAACUGGUGGUAGCAUUAGCCCUUUGGGGCUGGUCCAUGAGUGAUAGGCAUGCCAAUUUACUUUCGGAUAAUCAUUUGGUGGUGCAUUAAGUAAAUAAUCUCUCUCCAUUAUUGGCUCUGGGGGUUCGUAUGUUGUGCUAUUUCGUUUUGCUGUGUAUGGAGCUGAAUAUCUUCUUUUGCACUAGAUAUCAUCUUUCUCAGUGGCAGAGGCACCGGAGAGGAGGCACCGGAGGCAGAGAUGCAUGGCUCCAGGAGGCCCAAGGUGAUGUGGACUCUCGGGAGAUAUUGUUUGCAGGAUGGGUAAGAUCAUCAGUGGCGCCUUCUACCUGGUCGGCGUAGUGUAAGAUCUGGGAUGAGUGGGAUAGCAUUAUGGCAUGGGCGGGAGGGAUUGAGAAUAAUAGUCACAGACUGGAUAUUUUAUUAUGGUUUAUCACUCAUUUGGCCCUGGGGCUUCACCAUCUCAUUUGAAUAAAUCUAUGUCAGCGCUUUCUUUUCUUUUUAAGUUUCAUGGUAUUACAAAGCAUUUUAUUGUGUGCCAGGCAUUAACCCCUUAAGGACACAUGACAUGUGUGACAUGCCAUGAUUCCUUUUUUUCUAGAAGAUUGGUCCUUAAGGGGUUAAAGGCAAUGAAACGGGGGAGAGUGUUGCCCUAUACCCAAUGUCAAUUGAAGGUGGGUAUGUUGAGAGACCUGUUUGCCAUUUUGAGGAGGAUCUGCUCAUUUCCUUAUGAGUGGGUUUUAUAUUAUUAUUAACACGAAAGAUAUAAAUAAACUCCACAGGUGAUGGCUAAGCCUCGGAAAAGAGGGUUAACUUAACGACCUGUGGAGAGAAAACACACCUUAUUGGACAUUCCAGAGGUGUCCUGGGGCUUAACCCCUAAACGGCAAAUAACAAAAAAUAAUACAACUCUAACCACUAGAUGCUGAGGUCCAGAAAUACGAGUGUAAUCUGGAACUAUAAUGUCAUAGGGUAAGUCUGUAAACUUUACAAAAAGGUACAUAGCGUGUAUCCCCUCUAAAGUGCCUGGGACAAUUCAAAAAUACAAUAAUACAGUUAAAAUAAUCAAAGUAAGAUCAGCGCUAAUAAUGCCACAGAAAGUAUGUAAAGUAGUGAAGAGGCAGGGUACCCUUCUAUCCCCUAAAGCUUAAAGAGAAAUGGAAAAAACUAAGGAAGUACAAUAAAAUAGAAAUUGGGAUAAAAAGUCCAAGGUAAUAGUCGACAGAUAAAUGAAGAAUGUUCUCUGUAGCGUAAUAUGGUUUCGUCCCAGAUGAUGACUUUUAUUUUCAAUGAGCCAUAUGUUGAAAAAAGUAGAAAGGACAACCGAUGGUACAGUAUGUAGGUAUAGAUGAAUAUACAUGUAAUAAAUUGGAAUUACUCACAAUUUCCAGAGCUAAAAUCCAGCUCUGGUAUGAAAUGCGUGAAGUGGAAUGAUCCCCACUCAAGGAUAUAUGGAGCAGUAACUUGCAAAAUAGGUGGUCCACCAAGGAUUCCGACCGAAAAUUAAAACAGAUAAAAUAUACAGUGCUCCCUGUAUAAUAUGAGUAAAAGUAAAAGAAAAGUAUGAAAUGUACUCACAAUAUAUUGAGCAGUCCUCUCUGCUCAAUGUUUAGCGUAUGGGUGGUAUAAUCCCCACCUAAGGAUUUUACCGUAAAUUCGUGUUGGUUCAAGUUAGUCAGGUAUAAAAAUAAAAUUAAGUAAAAAACAGGAAUGUGGCGAUAAAAUAUUUCAGGCCAAAAUUCCUUUAUCAUGACAAUAUAAAAACUAUUAAAACAAAUUCUAAACGCGUUUCACCCACAACAGGCUUCUUCAAGUAGAAUAUAAUAAAAACAGUAACCUGACUGACAAUGCUUUAUAUAGGGUUUAUUAAAUGUACUGGAAUUUGAAUAUUCCUGCCAAAAUGACAUCAUCACAAACUGAAUUUUAAAAUACAUAUUAAAAUAAGAUAACAGUAAUAUCAAUAACAUAUACAUACAUGUAGAAAUAAAUUAUAUACGUAUUUUGUGGAAAACGAGAUGUAGAUUUUAGUUACAAGUGGAGAUCACGUGACGCGCGGCAUAAAAUUACUUCCGCGUCACGUGGGCGCAAUGAAACGCCUGCGUUCCAAUAACGGAACACAUGUGUACAGAGACAAGGUGCCGGCCGGGUGGAAACAGAAGAGCACCACGUCAUCAGAGGGUAGGAACCCUCUGAUGAUCGUGGAUGCUAGAAGCAGGCUGUGAGCAUGCCAUCUGCUCAAAUUUUAGCUCUGGAAAUUGUGAGUAAUUCCAAUUUAUUACAUAUAUAUUCAUCUAUACCUACAUACUGUACCAUUGGUUGUCCUUUCUACUUUUUUCCACAUAUGGUUCAUUGAAAAUACAAGUCAUCAUCUGGGAUGAAACCAUAUUACGCUACAAAGAACAUUCCUCAUUUAUCUGUGGACUAUUACCUUGGACUUUUUUAUCCCAAUUUCUAUUUUAUUGUACUUUUUAGUUAUAUAUUUAUGCAUUUUUAUUAAAGGCGCGCCCUAUUUCCUUUGUUUUUUUCCGUUUCUCAAUAAUACAGUUAAAUCCUGUAGGCUACCCUCCUAAAUCACCGGUCCGUGGGUAUAGUUCAGCAGACACCUGACUUUAUUGUCUAUAGGGUGGGUCAAUGUCUGAAUUAUUAUAUACUCAAAACGGAUCACAGGUUUCGGUCCUACUAUGUCAAAUAUCCAUAUACCUAAUAGGUAAAUCGCUAGUCAAUGGAGCUCUAUCAAAAUAAGGAGCUUCCCUAUGUAGGCAACUGACUAGACGAUCUGAGAAAUGUGUAUAUAUGUAGGAUAAUAAACAACAGUGUCAAACCACUGUAAAAGGAUGGGUACUGAGUCUAAACAGCAGCUCUGUGGAAAUGAGGAGCUUCCUUGCAUUGUAAACUGGCUAGACCAACUAAAAUAUGUGUCUAUAUGCUAGAUAAUGAAAAACAAUGUUAAUACAUUGUAUGAGAAUUGAUACUGUAAAAAAACAGUAGCUAGACAGAUAGAACAUAUAUAGUAGCUAGUAUUCUGUACAGCAAAGGACUGGAAUGACCUUGAAUUUUUCAAUCCUUCUUGUUGCUGGUGCUUAAACCUCAGGAUAUCCUUGAAUUAAUGUAAAAAGUAGGACUGGAAAGGAGGAAAGAAGAAUAAGAAAAAACUUACAUAGUGCUAAUGUGCAGAACCAUACUUAGAGUGUUGGUUGCCUGCACAUGGUGAUAGUGCCCUGUGAGAAAUAAGUGAGACGAAAGAAAAGAACCCUGUUCUUUGGUGUCAGUGUCUUGCUUGCAAUACGCAUGCACGAAUGGUGCAAAACUGCAGCACAAGAUCUGGGCCUUUAUAAAUUCCUGUAAUCUUUGGAUCACUGCCCUUUCGUGUUUUCUCAUAGAUCUUGAGCGUGUCAUAAUGCUUACGCCCUUAACCCUGAGCUUCUCAAUUACUGUUUAUUGUGUUUUGUACCCGGCUAUGUUCCUGAACUCAAGUUUUGUUUCUGUCCUCAAGUUUACCAGUUUCAGUUACUUCCCUGACUCUGAGUCUAGCUUGUUCCGUAUUGAGUUUUCUCUCUAGUUUCAGUGGUCUCCUGGAAUGAAUUAUUAUUAAAUCUAAGUCUGAUACUACUACUAAUGUAUAUACUAAGUGUUCAGCACAGUAAGUGUAAGGUCCAUUAUUAUGCCUUUCGAUCUUCCCCACUGUGACUUCGGUCCUUAGGAAGGUUGUUGACAUAUCUUGUUGAUCCUCUUGUAUUCUGAUAACAUAUAGUUAUCUAUUUUAAGUGUCUCAAAAAGAGAUAGAGUUAGUGUGAAAAGUAAGCACCAACAUGAAACCUAUUUAGGGUGGUUUAUAAGAAAUGUGUAUGAUUAUGUCAUCUUCCUCUUCCAAGAACAGAAAUACCACUGUGUUUGGUACGUUACAACCAUUACCUUGUUAUCUACAUUACCACCAGAUCACAUUAACUUAUGUAAUACUGUUGUUUACAUUUGCUUAUAAGUAUUUUACGUGUGCACCCCAGACAUAGUAUACCUUUUGUGGGUUUUGAUUUUUGAUACUUGAAGGAGCUGAUGUGUGUUAAUCUUCUUUAACUCCAUCAAAACCAUUGUGCUCAUCUUUAAGGGCUCAAUAUAACAUAACCUUAAUUUUCUGCAUGAAACAUUAAGGAGGUGAAAUAAGUCAGCUGUUACUAGUCUUUCAAGUUAACAACUAGCACUGAGAAAAAAAAAUGUCUAUAAUUUGAAAAAGGCUUAAACAGCAAUAGUUUGUUUUUUUAGACAUUUAUUUAUUUUCCUAGGUUGAGAUCCCACGUGUAGACAGAUGUGAGCUGAUGCUCUACUGAGAUUUAAAUAUGUCAAUGUGCAGCUGGGAGGGGACUGGACUAUAUAACUAUAACGAAAACCACAUAGCAAAACCAACUGGCACUAACUAACUUUGAAGAAUCCAAUGUAUGAUAAUGCAUUCAACAAAAAGGUAUGUGCUUUAGUACAUUUAGUACAUGAGUACACCAGGGCAUUAAAGAAAUGGUGAACAAAUAAAGGAUAGGGAAUGUGUUUCAGAGAAAGCUAGUAUGCUAUCACAGCAACAUGAUAUUACAUAAUAAAGUGAUAAUAAAUUAAUGAUCAAACUUGCUCAAAUAUAUUCACAAAACAGAAGCUACUUCAUGUGUAGUUUUAUUUUAAUUUUCUUGUGAUUCCCAUGCUUUUAUUUGCAAAGCACUCCUGAUAACUUCAUGUCCUAUAAGAUAACAUUACAAUUUGAAAUUUAAAAUUGUUUUGAAUUAAGAAAUUGCUUUGUGUCACUAGAAUAUUUAGCAUAACACAAAACACCUAUUAGUCUAUGCCAGAGUGAGAGUAAGAAAUGUCAGAUUCAUGACAGAACGCUAAAAUAAUAAUCACUAAGCAUCUGCAAAUAGGUGAACAUGUUAGAAAUACAAGGUAGUCUGGUAUUUAUACAUAUUUAGUGAUAUUUUUUACUCGUGCAUAAUGCUAGUUAUUUUUAUGGCUGCUAUGUAGUCAGAAUUUAUAGAUAUUACAAUAUGAUUAUUAUAUAAUAUUAUAUUUUAUUGCACAUAUGUGCUUCACAUGGCAUCCUAAUUCAUCUUUCCUAAGGUGCAAAACAUUCUGGGACACACUAGAAAAGUUGCUAUGUAGGACAAAUACAAGUACAGAUCUGCAGUGGAACCAGGCAUAAGGUGAUCAUUUUUAAUAUAACAGCUGUUAUUCAGCUAGCAUGAUGUAUGGAUAAAAUAACUAUUAGACUUGUAAUGCACUUUAUGAUGUUAAGCAUUCCAAACACAAUGAUACAGAUUCACACACUUAUGUAUGCACCUCACCUAUGUCACUUUCACCUCAGAAUUCAGAAUCACUGCUCAUUCUCAUGUUCUCUGCUGCAAUACUCAUUUCUCACACCUUCAUCUUCAACAGACUUUAUAGAUGACUCCCUCCUGCUUAGCCUUCUGUAACAUGCCUUCAUUCCACUUCAGUAAAUUCAAAUUACAGCUGCCCAUAUCUUUUGCAACACGUUACAUACAGUCUGCCUCUUCCACACACAACUGUCAAAAACUCUAAACUUUCAUAUGUCUCAUCACUAUUGUGAUAUCUCUUCCCAUCCUCUUUGCUUCAUCACUUUUAAAUCCCUUAGCCACUCUAUUUUUUCUUCUCAAAUUUCACCCCUAGCUCUCUUCUGCAGAAAUGAGUUCAUUCUCCCCAUCCCAUUGGCUAUUUAUUAUCUUCUAAGUACUUGGUUCUGUUAUGGACUCCCUCAAUCCACCUUUUCUCACCAUAUCCUCUUCCACUUCUGACAUUUUUCCCAUCUGUGUAACAAUCACCCAAUGCAAAGCCACUCCACCAGCUGCAUGUCAACCCUUUUAGAUUCUUUCAUACUUUGUUAUUUACUUGCCUUUCGAAAGCUAUGUAUAGCUUUAUAAAUGAUUAAAGGGUUAAUCAAACUCACCAAGGGCCAUGCACAGUCCAUUCAAUGGCUUCUCAUAAGGACCAUGUUUUGAACCAGUGAGAGGAAGGAGAGAGCGAGGGUGGAAAUUACGAGCACUAUGCAUGAUAUAGAGAAGUGAGGAUGGCUGUCCUCAAUGAAAAAGGGAGAGAGAGACAAACACUUUCACUUCCAGGCACUGCCUGCACAGGAUAAGCUUAAUACAUGUCACGUGUGCCGAAAGUGUAACUCGCCCCUGACACAAAACUGAAUAUAGCUCUGAAAUGCUGCAUAUACAGACUUCUACCAUCAUAACCAUGUCUUAAAGCAGAAGAUAUAAUCCACAAAUGUAAAAAAGUAAUGAAAAAGUAACACAUUUAUUGAAAAAAGUAAUAGAAGUAAAUACACAUGGUAUCACACUGUAACAGCAGUCCUCGUGCUCAUGUAUGGUAAGGUAGUUCCAAUGUCACAUGUACAAAAUAGUAUCAAGUGUGUAAAAUAACUCAGUAUCCAAAGAAACAAAAAAUUUAUAAAUACUGAGUGAAUGAGCUACCUGAAGCUACUGUUCAGGGGAGAGACCACUGUGACGAAGUGCCCUUUGCCACUUGUUCCUGGAGGGGACUACUGGCUAGCCUCCUGCCUUCCGACUAUGGCCCAUGUGCUGAUAGCUGUAUUUUCCCCUGCAGAAAGGUUUAUUUGUGUAUUUCUGCCAGGGCGUUCUGGACUUUCAGUAUGGUAGUAGUGCUACCCCAGAUAGCUAUGCCAUGGAGCCUAUUCGUGUAACAAAAGACUAUGGAAAAGACUUUGGCUCCAUGGCGAUUGAACUGUAUGUAUGUGAUUUCGUAAUAAUGUGCGCUCAGAUCUAAGCUAUCUGCGGAUAUGUUGCAUGUAUAUGUUUUAUGUAGUAAUUGUAACAUUGUGUAAUUUUAUGUCAUUUUGCUGCCAUGUGUUCAAUGGAGUUUUGCCUCUGUCCUUGGAGAUAAUUGGAUUACUUCCCAAUUAUCUCCAGGAUAGAAGACACUGUGGAACUAGUUUUGGGCAGAAAAGCGAUGCUUCAUUGGUCACAAAGGACUUCCGGCUAACUUUUGAACUAAUGGAAGGAUUUGCAUGAUUUUUGGUUAUGUUUAUAUUUAAAGUAUGCUGAUUUGGAAUAUGUGAAUAGGAUGCAUAUUAUUAAAGUUACAGUAUAUGUGUAAAAAGUGUAUUUUUUACUGCCUGUGAUAAAUUACAUUAACCCAUUGUGUUCAUUAAUUAUAUCACAGGCAGAGGGGAGGGAUUGUAUUUUGGGGCUGGGUGUGUUUUACGGUUUUCCUGUAAAUGAUUGGUUGUACUGUGUCCCACCCUGUGAGAUGUCCCCUUGCAUGGGGACUUGCAUAAAAGCCAGUAUGUGGUCAUUAAAAGAUCAGAUCAUCUUGUACCUUUCUUGAAGCCUUGGCUCAUGUUUGGGGGAUUGGAGAACUACACUCUGGAGAUUGCUAUAAUCACUAUACUCCCUAGGGUAUGAUCACUAAGCUCUGCUUGUUCCUGUUCCUGCUCUCUGAGGAAAGAGAGUUUAACCCACUGGAAGCUGGAUCCUGGCCUUGGGUCCAGGGUGGGUGGGGUCUGCAGUGCUGAUGGUGUCGGUUGGAGUGCUUAGAGUCCUCAGCGAGCACUAGGCGCAUCGAUUGGCGGAGGUACUCAGUCGGAGUGCCAACGGUCUGUCACAACCACCUAAGAAGACCACCCAGAAAACGGUAAGUAACACCCUGGAUGAGUUUCACUCCCCACUUGGUGCUUUCUCAACAUUAACUCAAACUCAAUUUAAAGCAGAAGAGGUAGUGAUGGUUGGAGUAGCCCAUAAUUAUGUAUAAUGAACUCAGUAGUUUAACUGAACUUUGAAGACUGUAUCAUUGCUUGUCUGUUUAAAGUGCUCUUGAUAAAUUUUUAAUAAUAAAAUAAUAAAAUACAUUUCUCUAAUCUCUCCAUACUUUCAAUUCACCAGUUGACUUGACAUAUCUCAGGUGCAGAGGACUUGAUGACAACCCAGAAUCAUACAAUGUUUAGUCUUGUUGGAAUUACACUUGGCCCAUGGAAACAACAAUGCAUUUUUGUGAUUUUCCUAUUACUUUAUUCUAUGUCUUUAAUGGGUAACUUGACAAUUAUUACUGCUAUCUGUCUGGAUAAAUGCCUCUACAGUCCAAUGUAUUACUUCCUAACCAGCUUGGCUUUCUUUGACAUUUGCUUCAUAUCCUGCACAGUUCCCAAGAUUCUCGAUCUCUUAGUCAGUAAUAACAGAUUUAUUUCCCUGCCUGCAUGUGUUCUGCAGUUCUACAUAUAUGUGUCUCUUGGUGCCACUGAGUUUUGUCUUCUGGCUGUCAUGUCUGUUGAUAGGUAUAUGGCUAUUUGCCAACCAUUAAUAUAUCACUCCAUCAUCACCAGCAGGACCUGUUAUUGGGCGGUGCUAAUAUCUUGGAUUGGUGGGUUCUUUAUUUGUAUCUCUCCUGCAGUUUUAAUGGGUAAAAUGCUCUUCUGUGGUCCUUAUGAAAUCAAUCAUUUUUUCUGUGACAGCUCUGCUGUGGUGAAGAUUAGUUGCUCUGAUAUCCAAGCCUUUGACCUGGUAUUCUCAAGCAUUGCCACAGCUGUAAUUUUGGGUUCUUUAACCAUAACACUCUUUUCUUACUUCAAGAUCAUUAUCACAGUCAUGAAGAUACCAUCAUCCAGUGGUAGAAAAAAAACCUUCUCCACCUGUACAUCUCACUUCAUUGUGGUCUCCUUGGCUUAUGGUAGUGCUAUGUUUAUAUAUGUACGACCAGUUGAAAGUUCUUCUCCUGACCAUAAUAAGAUAGUAGCUCUUUUUAACAGCGUCAUUACUCCUAUGUUGCAUCCCUUUAUAUACAGUAUACGCAACAAGCAAGUGCAAGACAUAAUCAAACAUAUGUGGACAAAGUUUGUACAAUCAAAUUCUAUAAGACAUUAGAAAACUAAGUCAUAUGGAUUGUCAAUGAUAAUUUAAAUAUUAUUCAAAUGUGAUUUGGGAAUUAAUUCAAUAGCAAAUAUGUGUACAUAGAGACUAGUAGUGAGAUUUAUUUAUUGUUUAGGUAAAAAGCACAGCUCUAUUGCAAAUAUGUAUAUUUAAAGUUUUUAGAAUAUUUGUGAAAAUAUUUGUGGACAAUUUUAUAAAACUGAGACAACGUCUCUUUUAAUAUAUCCAAACAUAUAGUAAUGAAAAAUAUAUUUCUGAUUUUGUGUCUUGUGUUUAAGAUUAUUUCAAACUUCCUUGCACAAUUAUUGGGAAGCAAAUUUCUAUUCAAUGAUGAUCUAUUAUAUUUUAAUAAUACUGAGAAUAUAGCUUACAUUCAAUCUAUUUCCUCUUAGUCAGACUUGAUGCUACAACUUUCUUAAUUCUGUAGUACAAUACAAUGAUCAGUUACAACAUGAAAACCACUGACAGAAAUAACUGAUUAUAUUAUUACAAUGUCACCUGUCAAAGGGUGGGAUAUAUUAGGCAGCAAGUGAGCAGUCAGUUCUUGAAUUUCAUGUGUUGGACGCAGGAAAAAAGAGCAAGCAAAAAGUAACUUUGACUAGGGCCAAACAUUGAUGACUAGACAACUGAGUCAGAACCUCUCCAAUAUUAUUUGAUAAUAUAUUUAAGACAGUGGGGGAAAAAAGUAUUUGAUCCCCUGCUGAUUUUGAACAUUUGCCCACUGACAAAAAAAUGAUCAGUCUAUAAUUUUAAUGUUCGGUGUAUUUUAACAGUGAGAGACAGAAUAACAAAAAAAAAAAAAAGAUCCAGAAAAAGGCAUUUCAAAAAAGUUUUCAAGGUUUCAAGGCUGAUGUUUGGCAACUCGAACCUUCAGCUCUCUCCACAGAUUUUCAAUGGGAUUGAGGUCUGGAUACUGGCUAGUCCACUCCAGGACAUUAAUGUGCUUCUUCUUGAGCCACUCCUUUGACUUGGCUGUGUGCUUUGGGUCAUUGUCAUGCUGGAAUACACAACCCAUUUUCAAUGCCCUGGCUGAGGGAAGGAGGUUUUCAUCCUAGAUUUGACGGUAUAUUGCCCCGACCAUCGUCCCUUUGAUGCGGUGCAGUUGUCCAGUCCCCUUGGCAGAAAUACACCCCCAAAGCAUAAUGUUUCAAACUCCAUGUUUGAUGGUGGGGAUGGUGUUCUUGGGGUCAUAGGCAGCAUGCCUCCUCCUCCAAACACGGCGAGUUGAGUUGAUGCCAAAGAGUUUGAUUUUGGUCUCAUCUGACCACAACACUUUCACCCAGAUCUCAUCUGAAUCAUUCAGAUGUUCAUUGGCAAACUUCAGUCAGGCCUGUACAAGUGCAUUUUUGAGCAGGGGAACUUGCAGGCGCUGCAGGAUUUCAGUACUUAACGGCAUAGUGUGUUACCAAUUGUUUUCUUGGUGACUAUGGUCCCAGCUGCCUUGAGAUCAUUAACAAGAUCCUCCUGUGUAGUUCUGGGCUGAUUUCUCCCCGUUCUUAUGAUCAUUAAAACUCCACGAGGUGAGAUCUUGCAUGGAGCACCAGACCGGGGAAGAUUGACAGUUAUUUUGUGUUUCUUCCCUUUGCGAUUAUUCGCACCAACUGUUGUCAUCUUCUCACCAAGCUACUUGGUGAUGGUCUUGUAGCCCAUUCCAAUCUUGUGUAGGUCUACAAUAUUGUCCCUGACAUCCUUGGACAGCUAUUUGGUCUUGGCCAUGGUGGAGAGUUUGGAAUCUGAUUGAUUGAUUGAUUGUUUCUGUGGACUGGUGUCUUUUAUACAGGUAAUGAGCUGAGAUUAGGAGCACUCUCUUUAAGAGUUUACCUGUAUAAAAGACACCUGGGAGCCAGAAAACUUGCUGAUUGAUAGGGGAUCCAAUACUUAUUUCACUCAUUGACUUGCAAAUCAAUUUAUAACUUUUUUGACAUGGGUUUUUCUGGAUUUGUUUUCUUGUUAUUCUGCCUCUCACUGUUAAAAUACACCUACCAUUACAAUUAUAGACUGAUCAUUUCUUUGUCAGUGGGCAAACGUUCAAAAUCAGCAGGGGAAAAAUACUUUUUUCUCACAUAUAUACAUACAAAUAUAGUUAAUAUGAAAGUUAUAUACACACACAAAUAUAUAUGUCUCUCUAUAUACAUGUGUGUGUGUGUGUGUGUGUGUUUGUGUGUAUAUAACUUUGAUAUUAAAGUUGGCCAUUAAAAUAGUUUAUGUUUUCAUGGCAAGCCUUUACGUUACUACACUGAACAAAAUUAUAAACGCAACACUUUUGUUUUUGCCCCCAUUUUUCAUGAGCUGAACUCAAAGAUCUAAGACUUUUUCAAUGUACACAAAUUUGUCUAAAUCUGUGUUAGUGUGUGACUCAACCCUACACGGUGUCCUAGGUACUGUACUUCGGCCAUCCCUAGGUGGCACUUGCUGGGCUUUAGGGUCAAUCAUGCCUCCCUAAUCCUAUCUAGUACAGCUCGUACAUGUACCAGAUGCUCUUCCCAAGUGUCGCUGUAUACAGCAAUGUCAUCCAGGUAUGUGCAGGCAUAGUCCUGGAGGCCAUCCAAAAUUUGAUCCACCAUCUUUUGGAAAGUGGCUGGGGCAUUCUUCAACCCAAAUGGCAUAACCUUAAAUUGGUACAGACCAAAUGGGGUGACAAAGGCCGUCUUGGGAACAGCAUCUGUCAUUCCUUGCACAGAUCUAUGGCAGUGAGGUACUGGCCCCUAGCCAUCCGAUCCAGCAGCUAAUCUAUGCAGGGCAUGGUGUAGGCAUCGACUACUGUCUUGUCAUUGAGCCCAGCAGACCUUUAUGCAGCCAAUUAUGUAUCUGUCUGGAAUAGCUGCCGUUCACUACUACACAAAUGGAAAUUGCUUGGACGGAGAGAGUUGUGGCUUUCAAAACGUCCAUCCUACCAAAAUUACUUUACCUUUUCCGCACUCUUCCCAUUACCCUUCCCCCUUCAUAUAUUAAACAUAUGCAGUAAGAUCUCCACAACUUUGUUUGGAUGGGUGGGAGACCAUGAGUAGCUCUAAAACUACUGAAUGCACUGAAAAAUGUUGGAGGACUGACACUUUUAAAUGUCCAGACAUAUUACCACGCAACAAGACUUGCCACUGCUCUUCCACAAUUUUUAACUGGUUAUCCUCCAGAAUGGGUCACUCUGGAAAGACUGCACAUAGCUCCUCAUGAUCUCGCUAACAUUCUGUGAUUACCAAAACAUCUCUGCCCUUCCAUCCAGUCUGCUCCUGCAUCUGUCAGAUUUCCCUUGCAGAUUACCCUCUGCCUUCAACUUUUAAACCGAUCUCCACGUGCUCUCCCAGCAUACUCCUAUUUCAGAUUCUAGUCCAGCACAGCAAUAGCAACUGUACUUGCAUUGUACAAUUUACCCAAAACACUGGGAAUAUAUUAUCAAGUUACCCAGAAAAUCGAUCAAAUCAUCUGCACAUAUUGAACAACAUUGUAAAACAUUGUAUCGCUGGUAUAUGGUACCUAGUAGGUUACAUAGACUGUACCAUAUUGCCUCUCUGCAAUGCUGAUGAUGCAAUCUCUUUAAGGGUAACAACCUUAAACGUGUGGUGGUAAUGUGCCAGUCUCCAACAAUUCUGGACCUUUAUCCACACUAUAGUUUUACACCUGACGAAAUGUUUAUUACCUAUUUCCCCUCGCACUUAACUCACUUUAGAUACCCCUGACACGUUAUCUAAAUCACAAUUGAAAUUGGCUUUGCAUAUUGCCCUGACUUACCAAUGGUUGAUAGCAAAGAUCUGGAAAUUUCAGGGGACACCGACUCUAUCUGUACUGCUCUCUGGACAAACAAUGCUCCUAUGAGAAGUACAUUAAGCCAGUAUUCUCUCCCUCAAACACAUUUCAAAGAGUAUGGGACCUGUGGGACAUCUGGAGAUCAGGAACCUGACAAAUUUGUAGCUGCAUUUUAUUAUUUAUUUGACACCCUGCUGUUAAGUUGAGGUAUAUGCUUUACUAACCAGAAGCAUGGGGGCCUGCUAUAACUGUGUAUCCAGUGCAAAAUAUUUCUCUGUUUUUCUAUGUUUUUAUGCUUAUACGAGCAUUAUCAGAUUGUGUUGGUGACAUUUCCCCCCUUACAUUUUCUUUUCUGUACCCCUACUUCUUUGAAACUUAAUAAAAAUUUCAAAUGACAAAAAAAGAAAGAAAACUGAGAGCAUUUUCCAAACAAAUGAGUGGUGAAAGGCCAGAAUGUAGUAAAUAGUCUGUUUUAUGAGUUCUAGAUUAUGCAAUCUGUAGCUUCUCCAGAAAUCCACUAUACAUAGCUGUGAUGAAAGUCAAAAUGUCUCAAAGAAAAAACAGUAGAAGACAAUCAAGUUGGAUAAAGUUAAAAGGUAUGACCAACCUUCCCUUACAGAAAUAUUGGGUGAAUAAAAAGCUUUAGACUGCAUACAGUAUCUAUUAACUUGCAAUAUUUCAAAGAGAGUCUGAAAUAUUAGUACAAAAACACAUAUUUCUUGCAUACAGUAUGUGUCAAAAUUAGAUUAAUAAAAAUGGUUAAACAACCUGCUUGUAAGUUUUUUUAAGGACCCUGAUGGCAUCACCAGAGGUAUGGUUUACUGAUAACUGCAACAAAAUAGGUCUGCAUUUGGGUAUAACACCGACAUGCAGUAGAUACAGUUUACCUCUUAGUUCUGACAAAAACAAAACAGAAUUUGAGCUAUAUGUGUGUUUAACCAUAAUUUACCUCUCUUUACCUCUCUCAUAUUAAGUGCACCAACACUUAGUAUAUAUAAUUUGUUCAGAAGGAACAGAGCUUUCAUUUCAAAUCAAAUAUUUAUAAAUGGAACACAAUUUAAUUGAAUAAAAUCUAAAAAAAAAGUAUAAGAAAUUACGACAUUGUAUUAUUUUUUAUCUUCUUCAUGGUAUUUUAUAAUAUAUGAAAAACUUUCAGUAAUUCUGGAAACAUUUUGCGCCUGUCCUGGUGUUUUAUCAAUAUAAACAUUUUAGAACAAUUAAGAUGUAUAUAAAGGAAUCAUGUGAGUAAAGGGAGGGAUAUACCCAUCUCACCCCACUCAGGAAUAAUACCUUCCAUUUUUUGCAGUACACCUCUGCAAUCAAACCAAGAAGAAAAGAGGGUGGAAAUGUUUAAAAUUCAAUUACACAAACUGACAGUAUUUCCAUACUACCAACAUGUAGCAUAUAUUUAAUAUCUAUUUUAAUUCUAAGUGUAUAUUUAAUUAUAUAUAUAUAUAUAUAUAUAUAUAUAUAUAUCAAAAUACACUAAGAAUGAAAUUAUAUAUAUAUAUAUAUAUAUAUAUAUAUAUAUAUAUAGUCUCCAAAAGAAAGCCAGCACUCAAGGAUAUGUAGGCUUUUAAUCCAAGCAGUAAGUCAAUGUUUCAGUUCACUACAAUGAACUUUCCUAAGGACUUCCAUCAAACUGUAUAUAUAUAUAUAUAUAUAUAUAUAUAUAUAUAUAUCAAAGUAUUCUGGGUACUCACCCCUUGUAGUAUGCAAUGGAAAAACUUGCCUUGGUGCAACCCGUGUUUGUAUAUAAUUUGAAGGAAGGAGGGUGCACUCUCCAGGUCUUUUGAAUGUGAUUUAUUAAAUAAUUACAUAAAUUCUGUUCCAAUCGACAUUUCGACCCCAAUGGAUCUUCCUCAAGAUCAAGUGUACAGUGCAAAUAAUACAGUUAUAUAGUAAAUGUGUAAAUUAACUUACCAAUUACCGAGUGCAUGCUGCCCGAUCUCCCUCAAACCCGGAAGUGGACAGGCAGGAUACGUGACGUGCGUAAGUGACAUGGUUGCUAAGAUACAAGACAACAUUGAUUACAUUACAUCCUUGUGAUAACUUCACUGGCCACUCCUUAGAUUGCUGUUAGAGAUCCUUCCUGGGUCAUGGCUGCCUAAAAUGCAUCCAAACAUCCGGUGUCUCCUCCCUCUGCAUGCAGACACUGAACUUUCCUAAUAGAGAUUCAUUGAUUCAAUUCAUCUCUAUGAGGAGAUGCUGAUUGGCCAGGGCUGUGUUUGAAUCAUGCUGGCUCUGCCCCUUAUCUGCCUCUUUAUCAGUCUCAGCCAAUCCUAUGGGGAAGCACUGUGAUUGGAUCAGGCCACCACUUCUAAUGAUGUCAGCAGACUGCUUGUUUUUCUUAGUCUAACAGCAUGCAGAGCAACAGCUUCAGGCUUGAAUACAGUAGGAUUUUACUAUAUUUAUGGAGGCAUGACGGGCCCAAGGGGGCUAGAUGGUGGUGUUAACACUAUAGGGUCAGGAAUACAUGUUUGUGUUCCUGACCCUAUAGUAAUCCUUUAACUUACUAAGAAGUUAUAUAUAAUGAAAAAAUGAUAAAGAUUUGGAUAGAUAACUGAAUGCAAAUAUCUAAAUAAUGGGGACAACAUAGAAAAGUGUACAUUAAUUAUUAAGGACUAUGAUUGUCCAUAAAGUCCUAAAUAUAAAUUAUAUACAUUCUGCUUGUUCACAGGUAUUAAACUAUUCUAUACAAUAAUCAUUCAUAGAAGCAUAGAAUAUGUGAUGCAUUUGACUCUUUUAGGUUAACUCUUUUAGGUGCAGCUUUUUUCAGAUGGUGGAUCCAGACAGCUUCUCGCUGAAGAAGCAAUCUGGAUCUGUCUCCUCCUUGUGGCAUCAGAGGGAUAUGGUCUAUGGCCAUGAAAUGCAAAGUGGGUAAUCUGUGCAGAGCAAGUAGAAAAUGUUUGGCCACAGGUUUAUCUGUCCGUUGAUCCCUAAACGCUGUGGUAAUUGCAGAUCUAUGUUAUCUGAUACGGUCAUGAACCGUUAAGUCGGUCUUGCCCACAUAAAAUAGUCCACAUGGACAAGUGGUUAGAUAUAUGACAUGGUCAGUGGUGCAUGUAAUAUAGUGUGAGAUAGGUAUCCUUUUGCCACUGUGAGGGUGAGCAAAUGUGGUUCCACUGAUCAUGUGGCUGCAUGUCACGCAGCCACUACACUUAUAACAUCCUUUUUUUUGUUCCAUUGGUUUCUUGUAACAGUGGGAUGGAUCGCUAUGUAUGCCUUAAGAUUAACUUAGAAUUUCCCAUAGUGCCUGUUUACCCUGGCCAUGGGGUAUGAUAGUGUACAGGCUUUGUACAUCUAAUGUCGCCAAGGUGAUCUCUUUAUCUUGUAUCCAUACUUGAUUGAUUUUAUUAAAAAAAUCACUAGUAUCUCAAAGGCAUGUUGGAAGAUCCAGAACAGAAUCUUUGAUAUAGAAAUCAAUGUAUCUCACUAUUGGUUCAAUUAGGCUGUCUCUUCCAGAGACAAUCAGUCUCCCAGGAGGGUUUUCUGCAUCUUUGGUAUUGUAUAUAAUACCGGAUGUUUUGGGUGUUCCAUAUAUAGAUAUUUUGAAGUUUUGUUGUCUAAGUAUCCUAAUUGAACUCCCAAUGUAAUCUGGUUAUUGUGUCAGUUAAUUGUCAAAGAAUUUCCUCACAAUAUUUAUCAUAAGCCAUUAUGACAAUACCUCCACCCUUUUCUGCAGGACAAAUAAUAAUUUGAGGGUCUUUUUUGAGGUAAUUUAGUGCUGCUUUUUCUAUUGUGGUGCGUUUCUGUCUAUGAUCAGGUGGAUUUUUGACAGUAAUCUCUGUCUCUUGUUUUACUGCCUGCAUGAAUGUCUUGAUUGAAUGAUUUGUAGUCUUGAUAUCUUUUUUGUAUCUGGUAUAGAAAGGAGCUUUAUGUGUAUCUGUAUAUUCUUUUUCUGUCUCAUUACUAUUCCAGGUUCUUUGCAGUUUGAACAAUUCUAUGUCAGUUUGGAAGGGAUCUGGUCUGGUAACUUGGACAGAUGUAAGUACGUUCAUUAAAACAGCAUAAUGUGCUUGAGUUAAUUCUUUAUCUGAUAGAUUAAAGGCCAUUGUUCCCCCCGUAAGAAGGGUGGAUUUUUCCAUCUUCCCUGUAUUUUUUGUGUCCCAUCUGUCCCCUCCUAGGGAUUGCGUUCUUCUGUAUUCCUUCUUUGAGGUUCCCGAUGAUUCGUGUGGAUCUGAACUUUGUACUAAAAAAGAACUAAGUUGUGUUUUGGUAGUAUCCUCUCUCCCUUCUGCAUCAGAUGCAGAUUCUCCAGAACUUACUCCACUGUGUGGAAUGUAGGCUUUCGUAUGUGGUAUUUAUAUCUCAGAAUCAUAUCUCUGUUUGAUAAUUGUGUACCACUAAGCCAUCUGUAUACUUGGUGAUACUGAUAGUCAUGAUUGACCUUGUCUAAUUUCUGUUUUUUAAAUUGGAUUAAAUCAUUUUUAUAUCUGUUGAUAUCAUCUUGUUGCUUUAACAUUUGCUCUGUUGCUGUGGAUGAUUGUAAAGUGAACACAUUCUAUACCUCAAAUUCUUGGAGUGAUUGUUUGACCAUGAGGAGUUCUUUACCAACUUCCUCCACUACUAUGACCAUCCAGUCUAGGGAACACUUGUUAGCUAUGUUCAUCUAUUUUCUGCAAAAUUCAGGAUCAUAGUCCUUAAUCAUUAAUGUAUACUUUUCUAUGUUGUCUCCAUUAUUUAGAUAUUUGCAUUCAGUUAUCUAUCUAUAUCUAUAGCAAUUUUUCAUUAUAUAUAACUUCUAAGUAAAUUAAUCUAAAAAUAUGUUUUUUAAGCAUAGAAUUCAAACGAUAUGGAUUCAUGGAGAUCAGCGUAUAGAUUAUGUUUCAGCUAGUUUUCCAUACUAUGUUUAAUUAUACGAAUAUGCAACAUAGAUAGAAAUACAAAUAACAAGUGAAUGUGGCGCUAAUUGCAAUAAUAGUGACCUAAUUAUACACAAUAGCACCUAUCAGUGUAUUAGCUCAUAAAACACAGACCUACAAACCAAACAGAAAAAAAUAUAAAGUGCCAAUUUUCUCAAUAUAUAAACAAAGUGAGAGUAGUGCAAAAACGUAUUUACUCUUUAAAAAGUACAAUGUGCAUUUACACUAAUGGUGUAAAAAAGUGCAAAAUGCAAAAACCACUUAAAGUGAUCCUGUGCACAUAAAUAAGAUAAAGUUUACUUACUCUAAUCACAUAUCUGAAGCGAACCUCAAUUCCAAAUGGUAAUACAUAGAAAAAUAGAAUACAAAAUAUAUAUAUAGUGAAGUAUUGCUUUAGAUGAAAAUAAUUUGAAGUGUGUUUAAAAUUGUUCACUCACAAGCAGAGAGCAGAUGCGCCUGCUCUACUUCAAACAGUCUCAAUAUGUAAUAAUGUCCUCUGCAGCCAAUAAGGUAAAACAAUUUAUUCCACAAUCACAAAACAGCAAACAUUAAAAAUCACCGGAUCCUUGUUUGAACUGUCCUUGUAUGAGUUCGUGCAGCCGCCGGUUAAAACAAACAGUCCGUGCACGCUCAAGUUUGGCAAUGUCCACAGGAUACUUCCAGGAGGCGGGACGUGCGUGAUGAUGUCACGUAGCGAGUCAGAUGACACGUUUAGCCGAGGGGGCGGCUUCUUCAGAUCUGAUUCCCAUCUUCCAUAACAGUCUUUUAUACCACCCCCGAGGGCGUGGUGUGAUAUACAGGUGGCUCCUUAUUGGCUUAAUUCACAAGCUAUUUGCAUAUAAACGAAGGACAUUACAAAACUAACUUGUAUUCAUCUAAUGUAUUUAAAUACCUUUCUGGGCUACUCCUCACAUCCAUAUGGCCAUACCAUUAUGGAUUUUCUUUAUAAAAUUAGCUAAAAAAUAUAUACAAAGUGCUAUCCUAGUACAGCAGCACCUACAUUUAAAGGUACAGUAAUCCUCAUUAAAAAGACAAUAACAACUACAUUACAGAGAGCAUAAUAAAUAUGUGUAUUCAUUUAAAAAUGGCUUAAAAUUACACAAUACAUUAUAGACAUUCUAGAAAGGGAUAUACUUAAUUCAAAAUGGGAGAAAAAGACAAACAUUAAGGUACAAUAAAGGUAAAGUAAUCCUCAUUAAAAAGACCAUAACAACUACAUAAAGGAGAGCAUUAUAAAUAUAUAUAUUCAUUCAAAAGUUGCUUAAAAUUCCACAAUACAUUACAGACAUUCUGGAAAAAAGAUACACCCAAUUAAAAAUGGGAAAAAACAUAAGAAUCUAUAUCCUGCUCAGGGGAAAAAAUAAAAACCAUGAUUACUAUAAAAUUAUAAAAAUGCCAUAAAACGCAUGUCUUAUAAAAAAUUAAAAAAAGAUCAAAUUCUAUAUUGAGUCCUCUUGGCUCCAGAGUUUCUAGGUUGUAAACCCAUCUCAUCUCUUCCCUUCCAAUCUCGUUGACAUGCUUCCCUCCUCGCCAGGACUUGUUAUAAUAAAAUCCUCACUUUUAUAUUUAGUCUUAAAUUUACUUACACCUUUAAGAUUUCUAUUUUUACUACAUUUGCAGCCCAUACAUAAACCACAUGAAAAAAAACCUUUUUCUCAUUUACAAAAGUUUUCUUUACUUCUCUUUUAGGGUGGUUAAAACUUAACAUCUGUUUAAAAUGUGGCGCUCCUCUAAAAGUAAUAAAAGGUUUAUCCGGAAGAAGUUUACAGAGUUCAUUAUCUUUUUUUAAAAUAUGCCACUGCUUCUUAACAAUAGAUUUGACCUUAUUAUAAUCUCUAUUGUAAUCAAAUACCAACAUAGUUAUAUUAUUUAUAUUCUAUUUCCCGAUCUGCCAAAUAGUAUUGUGAAAUUCAGAUAGACUUAUAAUGUAUUUAUUAAUUGUUUUUGUUUAUAUUGUAUAGCUCUAUUAUGGUAGGGAUCUAGGGACCAUUUUUUCUUUCACCCCUAUAACUCUCAGGCAUUUCUCUCACAGUUUUGUGUUUUAUUUACUUCACAUUGAUAUGUAUAGUUUCACUUUGCACUCACAUUCUGUCCUUGGCAAUCCCUAAUAGACAAUAUGGUAAAUAGCUACUAGAAUACAUUUUUAGUAAUCCACCGUAAGAAAUAAUCGAUCAGUUCUUUAUUCACUUCGUAACCAAACACGGGAUCGGGAACGAUCGGGACAGAAUUUAUAUAAUUAUUUAAUAAAUUACAUUAAAAAGAUCUGGAGAGUGCACCCUCCUUCCUUCGAAUUUUAUAUAUAUACAUACAAUGUAAAAUAUUACUUAGACUAAAAUGAUAAAUACACAAUUAGAAUUUAGGCAGUGAUUCACACUGCUAUUACGAUCAUAUGAUUGUGAAGUCAUCGUGAUCACAUGGGCUGUAUUGCUUGCACAGGGACUGCCUGGGUUGUCAGACAAUACCCCCAAAGAGGAUUGCCUCCAUAGGUAAGUAUGCCGCCCUAAUGGUGUUUAAGCCUACAUUGUGCAGGACGGCAUAGUAAGACAUAAUGACUUGAUGGGCUUAAUUUAUGUAGCUCUCAAAAAAAAUAUAUUUAAAUAAAAAGUUUUUCUAGCAAAACUAAUGUAUAGCAGAUUUUUGAGCAUUAUCAUUUAUUCCUCCCCCUAUGGUAAUGGUAGGAUUGCUGGAAUUUCCAUUAUUGUUGGAGGAUGUUUGUAAUUUUCACAAUAUUUGCAUACAUUAAAUUGGUUGAAAUAACUCCUGUUAAAGAAAUUUAUAACUCUACAAGCUGUUAAUCUUUCCUGAAGAUAUCCAUUAUAUGCAUGAAGGUAAAGGGGUGUUAAUGACUAAUUGUCAUGGUGCAAAACAAAUGAAAGUAAAAAACAAAACUAAAAAUGAAAAAUGUUUGUAUUAACGUGGUUAAAUUAUAUAUUUUCACUUUAUGAAUACAUGAUUACCUGUGUCAAUUAUUUACUUAAAAGAAGAAUAGACAAAUCAGAUACAAACAAGUAUUCACAGCAGUAACAUGACUAUGACUCUAUCUGUCUGUCUGUCUAUUAUGCUAUGUUAGAGUGCAUCCGGCUCCCCCCUUUUUUGCCAAUUGACCAACCCUCAACAGGGAAACAGGGCAACAAAAUAUAUUUACUUUGGUUGACAUGGCAGCAAAACAAAAUGUUAAACAUUUUCUUGUUUUUUUUUUUGUUUUCUUUUUUUCUUUUUUCAAUUAUUGUAGCAACCAUCAUGGCAACUGUCUUUGUCAGAGGAAUAAACAUCAAGUAUACAUGGGGGGGUGUGGCCUGGACGAGCAUGGUACAGGACGCACAGUAAAUGAGCUCCACACCCCAGGCCGAGAACUCUAGCAAUAUACAGCCCAUACACGGAGGAGAAUGGUCGGGAACAAGAAGAUAUCAGUAUCGGGGAUGCAGCCAACAAACUCCCCGCGGAGGAAUACGGGCCCGAUGGAUGAUUACAUCACAACGCCGGCGGAGCUGAGAGGCUCCCUCUCAGCCGAUGACAGACGGAACCCUAAAACUGACACUACAGCCUACUACGCAGUUCCAGGACACCCUUUGCCUCCAGUAUCACACUAGCCACCGCGGCCUGGGGGGGAGGGACGUGGAACAUAAAUUUCACUCACAUACUUCUAAGAUACAUACACACUCUGACUAGGGACCAUAAAACCCACCUGAGAUCUACACACAAUCUCUGCGCCUGGUCCUGUGCAGGUGCAGUCUGGGUCAGGCACCCCCUGACGGACGCUUAUACUGAACUGGUGAGGGGGCGGGUGUUUAACUCUUCACAGGGUGUACCGCACAGUGCCUCCGCCACAGGUGUCAAGUCAUAGAGGACCCCAUAAGAGGAGUCCCUAUAUUCAGGGACUUUUACCCCCCUCUGAAUCCUCACUACCCAGCCUCUGCCACCUCACCUCCCCCACCCCCGCGCGUCUGACCCUUGCUCCUUCCAAACAGAGAGCUCAGAGCCUCUGACCCUCUCCCCGGAACAACCGCCCUUACCCCACCCCCUUCCCCCGCUGCCAGUAAUGGGCUCUGGAUAUUCCCCAGCGCCUCUCCGGCUCUGGUCGAACAAUGUACGAGGCCUCAACUCGCCCGAGCGGAGGUCUCACCUGCUGCACACCCUAUGGGCAGAGAGGGUGUCCUUCGCAUUCCUGCAGGAAACCCAUUUUCGGGGGGACACGAGCCCACCGCUGAGAGAUUCGAGAUACCCCCCUGGAUUCUUCGCAAACCACCAGACUGCCAAAAGAGCCGGAAUCGCAAUACUGCUAGCGAACACAGUACCGUUCGAGUGCACAGGAAAGUUGGCCGACACCAUGGGAAGUUUUCUCUUUCUUAAAGGCACCAUAGCAGGCAACGCAUAUACACUAGCAAGCAUAUAUGCUCCUAACACCCGGCAGCAUAGAUUUCACAAAAAAAUGCUGAAUAAGCUCGAACAAUUCCAAGAGGGCUUACUACUGAUAGCAGGAGACCUGAAUGUAGUGCUCGAGCCGAAGGGUGGAUACCUCCAGGGGAGUCAGCUCUUUCCCACGACAUAGCCUCCAAGACAUCAAAGAGACCCUACAUGGGGCAGGCCUGGUGGACUGUUGGAGAGCACUGCAUGUGAAAGGGACUAUACCUACUACUCCACAGUCCACAAACGAUACAGCAGACUGGAUUAUAUCCUCAUGGCUCAGGAGCACUUGUCCCUGCUCGAGUCAAUCGAGAUUCGACCGCUUGGAUGGUCUGACCAGUACCCCUUACUGAUGAGUAUAGAGUCCCCUCUGCAUCAACCCAGGGAACGCCACUGGAGGAUGAACGAAUCGGUCCUAGCAGACGCCACUGCUGCCGCGGAGAUCCAUUCGGCACUGACCGCAUUUUUUAAAGAAAACGAGGACCAGGACAUGCCGACCCUAACACUUUGGGAAGCACACAAGUGCGUAGUGCGUAGUGUGGGGGCAUCUCAUCAAAAUGUGUACCCAAAGUAAGAAGGAACAACGACAGCGCAUGGAGGAGGUCACCCAACGGAUCUCGGAACUAGAGACGGCUCAUAAGUCCACGUCAUCGGACGAAGACUACAUGACUCUACUGGAAGUUAGGAAGGCUCUCCAGAAAUUACAACAUACUAUACGAAAGUCUCACCGAUUUUUAUACGAAUACUCGUAUAAAUGCGGCCGCCUCCUGGCCCGGAUGCUUCAAAAGAAGUGACGUAUGUGCCACAUAUCCAAGCUUAAAACUAAAGAACAGACAAUAACCCAACUUCCGGACAAAAUUACUGAAUUAUUCUGGGAAUACUACCACACCCUAUACAACCUGACCACAGAGACCUCCCCUGACUCAACCCAACGCAGAGAACGAUGAAUCAUGGAAUACCUACAAGAACACGUCACCAAAACCUUGAGCCAAGACACGGCAGCGGAAUUAGAUAGAAGAACUUCUGAAGGGCUCCAGGCUCAAUAAAGCUCCUGGCCCAGACGGGCUGCCCAUCAAAUACAUCAAGGAAUUCAGAGAUGUGCUGCUCUCCAAACUGCUAACAGGCUUAAACUCCAUCCUAAAAGGUGGAGCGUUCCCAAGAGAUUCUCUUAUGGCGGCGAUAGCAGUUCUCCCAAAUGAAGGCAAAUACCCGACCAACUGCGCCAGCUAUAGACCGAUAUCGCUACUAAAUGCAGAUCUAAAGCUUUUCACGAAGGUUCUGGCCACCCGUAUCGGUGGUGUUCUCCCGGAACUGAUGGAUUCGGAUCAAGUGGGCUUCAUCCCAGGACGGGAAGCGAGAGACAACACCAUCCGUGCCCUUAAUGUCAUUCAUGCAGCCAGAAGUUUGGCCCAGAAGCUCAUUUUGCUCUCCACCGACGCAGAAAAAGCUUUUGAUCGGGUGGACUGGUGAUACCUGAUGGCAACGCUACAGGUGAUGGGCUUCGGUUCCCAAAUGAGGACCUGGAUAUCUUCACUAUAAACGAUUCCAACAGCUAUAAUACGGGUUAAUGGGGCCCUCUUCACGCCAAUCCACAUACAUAACAUACAUAACGGAACGAGACAGGGCUGACCGCUCUCCCCCCCUGUUUGCCCUCUCUCUGGAACCAUUCCUGGGGGCGGUCAGAUGGGAUGGGGGAAUAGAGGGGUUUGCACUGCAGGGAACGAUUCACAAGGUGGCCACAUAUGCGGAUGAUAUGCUAUUCUUCGUCAGCACCCCCCUGGUCUCCGUGCCGAACUUACUGAGAGCCUUUGCAGAAUACGGGCGGAUAUCAAACAUGAAACUGAACACAGAAAAUUCGGAAGCCAUGCCCAUAUCAAUGGCGGAAACGAGUGUUGCUCAUCUGAGAUCCCAGUUCACAUUCACCUGGUGCCGAACAAAUCUCAAAUACCUUGGGAUCUGGCUUACCGCGGACCUGUCGCAACUCUAUGCCCACAACUUCGCCCCAAUGAUGCUCACGCUGAAAAAAGACACGAUGGUCUAGUCUAUGCGUAUCAUGGUUUGGAAGGAUGAACGCAAUUAAGAUGAACCUACUACCUCGCCUGCUGUACGAUAAGUAAACCAUCCCGAUAAGUAUACCUUCAACAUUCUUCCGACACAUGGAUUCCGCCAUCUCAGGUUUUAUAUGGCAGUCCAGAGCCCCUAGAAUUAAGAGAACGCAAUUGCACCAACCAAAGGCCCUCUCUACUUACCUAUUAUAGAGCUACGCACUUGCACCGCAUAGUAGACUGGCACGUCCCGAAGACUAGCAAGAAAUGGGUACAUAUGGAGUGAGCUCAGGCAGAGGGAACACUACCAGUGGUGGCAUGGUUGAGCGGCCACACGAGGAACCCACGUACCUGGACUCACCCAUUCAUUGGGGCAACGUUGAAGAUCUGGCGCCUCAUCAGCUCCAAACUCUCCUUAACCACGACACCAGGACCGCUGACUCCAAUUAACCCCGAAGUGGCAUUGGAACUCACGCCGCAGGACAUCAGGACGUUUGGGGCGUCGGACCAGCCACACAUGCAACAGUAGUGCACAGUGGAUGCGCUGAAACCGCUACCAGAACUUAUAUCGGACAGAACCACGACGGGCCUGGAAAGACUCCGUUACCUCCAGAUCAAAGCAUACUACAUGUCCCAAAAUGGUAGGCACCUGUUCCACAGGACGCUAACACAGUUUUAGGAAUUAGGCAGAGUCAGAACACACAUAGCCAGAGGCAUCUCUAUGACCUACGCGCUACUCCAAGCUACAGCCCGACCCAGGCCAGCAAGAUAUAUGGCAAGAUGGGAAGAAGCCACCGGCGUCUCACUCACGGAGCCACAGUGGAUGAAAAUCCACAUACUGACACACCAAAGCUCAAUGAGCUCCAAACACCAGGAACUCAAUUACAAGCUGCUGACCGGGUGGUACAGGACACCCGAGAGGAUACACAGAAUGAUCACGGAUGCACCCAGCACCUGCUGGAGAUGUGGAGAAGAGACAGGAUCGGACAUACAUGUAUGGUGGACAUGUAGAAAGAUAGUUCCAUUCUGGAACCCAGUCCAUACCCAGAUGAAGAACAUACUAGAUACAGAUCUCCAACUUCAACCACUCCAGAUGCUCCUCCAUCACACAGAGAUGCCCAUAUCUAGAUAUAAAAAGUCACUCACAAAACACCUCCUAAACGCAGCCAAACUACUUAUCCCACCAACUGGCAGUCCGUGCAGACACCCACCAUCCAACAAUGGAUGGACAAGGUGGAGGAAAUCCACGGGAUGGAGACCCUCAUAGCAUCCCUGAGGGGAACAGUAGACAGAUACAUACAGACUUGGACCCCAUGGAUGGAUUUCAUAUCACACAGAAGGACAUAAGACUAUCAACCCCCUUGUAUAACCUGAGGUGGAGGGGACACGGGACGCCCCCUGAAGCGAAAGAGGGAUGAGACAGCGGAGGAGAAACAUGGAACAGGGGGGGUGCGCGGCGGGCCUAAGGCGGGGGAGACGUCGGCUCACCCUUUCCAUACCACCCUCUCCGACCCUCUCCCAACUUCAGUCGAGCUUCCCCCCACCUUUACCUCCCCCCCCUUUUUUCUCUCUCAUUUCUUUUCUUCUCUCCCCCAUAUUUGUUGGCCCGAGUGGACAGGACCUCAAUACUAAGCCAAACAUGGGAAUCCCCAAGCACUGGCCCCCCUUUUCCCCAUGCCAACAGAUAUAACCUGAGCCUGCGCACCUUCUAAGGGAACGCCCAAGGGCCUCCGAACCGCAAAACAGAUAAUCAAGUGGUUGGUCCUAAACACACAAACACAACAACGGAUACCCACAGGCUAUUGAGGAGAGGCACAACGGGUCCUACUGUCACCACAACCGACACGGAAUCUAUCAAAGCUACAGACAUGACACAUAAGGGAAGGACGGUACACCUGGGAUAGAGGGCAUGAACAGCUAGCCACAACUAUGAGGCACUGCUAGCCCCUAUUCCUGGACCAGGGACUAUUCCUAGGACAACAGAAAUUAUACUGAGGGAUGCUUUAGCACAUGUCUACGGACCCCGAGAACCAAAUGGUAACGGGGGAAAUCCCCUUGUAGAAUAACACAUACUGAGGCUGAACAGAGUCUGGGCGGAAAGAUAACUAACCAACCUGAUGUUCCUCAAUCUCGCAAUACAGGCUAUAGCAAACUAGCAAGGAACAAACGAUAAUUCACACUCUAUAGCACAGGAGGGAAUAGAAAGCUCCUUUAUCAGUACUAUGACCUGCUACACAACAUGUAAAUAGCUGGGCACUGAAACACUGUUUGCCACAAAUGAUUAGAAUUGUAAAAUCAGGAAGUUGUAUGUUGCUACGUUUUGCUGUGACUUAUUGUCAAAACUGUUCUAAAAGCCACUAAGUUCAGUAUCUUGUACGACUGCAAAAAAAACCAAAAAAACAUCAAGUAUACAAAAAUAUACCACAAGCACUUUAUUUAUAUAAGAUAUAUUAUAAAAUAGAAGAAGAUAAUGUUAUGCUGUUGCACUGAUAGGAUAUUCUGUGAUUAAGACACAUUCAGAGACAUAUACUGCACUAAAUAAUACACAGAUUACAUUUUAAUCUAGUCCACAGGUAAGUCCCAGAUGAUUAAUAUGUGUCUGGCUCAAAAAGCAUUUAAUUCCGACAAACUGUCCAAAAUAAACUUACUAUGCUUACUUUUAGCAAAAGUAGCAAAGGAUUGAAUGACAAGCUUAAAUAUUUGCACAAUUAUAUUUGUUUUUAUUCAACCUUUCAUUCACAAAAACUAGCCUGAUCAGAAAUAUUUAAAUCCAACAUUAAUCAAUAACAGCAUAAGAGAAAAACAAAUUUAAAGCUAUUGAUAUAAAUUCAGGGGAAUUUACAUUUCUCAUAUGAAAAUAAGUAUUUGAUAAGAAUAGUUUAGAACACACUGCUUUCGGGGUACUUUGCAAGCUGUCGGGAGCAUAAACACAUUGGCCUUGAUUUGAUAUUUUUAGAUAAGCUUUUUAAAUGAUUACAAUCUGUUAGGAAAACGUUCACGAUUUUAACAAUUGCAAAAUAAAUUAUUUGGUGCAAGUGAAUUUCCUUUUCAAUUCCUCCCCAAGGUCAAAGAUUAUUAGGACAAGUAAAUAUAGACACCCUACACACAGGCGCCCUCUCAGCCAUUCUCACAGUGACCCACAUCAGUUACUUCCGCAGUCAUCCUCACAGUCACCCCCACAAACACAGUCACACCCACACAAUGAUACUCAUAGAAAUAUAGUCAAACACACCAUACAAACUCAUUAUAAACACAACAUCCAAAUCAAACUACAAGCUAUCCUGCUAAACAAACACAACACACUGCAAGCAGUUCCCCCACACAUAUACCCUCAAAGAUACAUUUACAGACAUCUGUCUUUGGACACAACUGAAAAUGAUUAGUAUCCACCUACCUCACAUCCUUAGAGAUUGUAAGCUUGUCUGAGCUUCUAAACCUCUAAAUACCCACUUUCUAUAAUUGCAACGUGCUUUAUAUUUAGCACUUUCUAUAAUAUGUUGGUGUUAUAUAAAUGCUGAUAAUAAUACUGAUAGACAUACACUGAUAUACACUCCCAGACACAUACACAUAAAAUGAUAUUCAAUGCCAAUGCCACACAGUCUCAGGCACAUACACAGAUUCACAAUUCAAGACAAACACUUAGCCAGCAAUACAUAUGAACAGAUACACACGACCAUACACACACUGUGACAGUGUGUCUGUAUCUGUCAGGUAAGUAUGUGUGUAUCUGUUAUCAAUGUCUGUCUCUGUGUGUCAAUGUAUGUUUACUUGCAUCAGUCUUUCAGUCUUUGUAUGUAUCAGUAUAUAUGUGUGUUUGUGCAUCUAUCAAAGUGUGUGGGGCAGUGUAUAUGUGUCCGUUGAUCAGUUUGUGUAUAUGCGUGCGUGUGACCAAAGUGGAAAAUGGUUGCAAUCUGCUCAAUGUAUACAAUAUACAAGGGGGAAAUAUAUAUAUAUAUAUAUAUAUAUAUAUAUAUAUAAAACAUUCUCGCUGACCCCACACUCACCGUUCUGCUCUUAAUGCCCCGGUGCCAACCAUAUAACUUAUUAGUUUAAAAAAGGACACAUAUCACAUAUACCGUAUUUUUCGCUCCAUAAGACGCACCUCACCAUAAGACGCACCUAGUUUUUAGAGGAGGAAACCCAGAAAAAUAAAUAUUCUGAACAAACUGUUCCAUAGUGUUUCUUACUAUGGGACAGUUUGUUCAGAAUAUUUUUUUUUCUCCCCUGUCCCAUAAUGAUCUUUAACCCCCUUUCCUCUGUCCCAUAGUGAUUGUUAACCCCUCCUACCCUGUCCCAUAGUGUUCUUUAACCCCUCCUCCCCUUGUCCAUUAGUGUUCUGAUCCCAUAGUGUCCUCCCCUCCCAUUGUCCCAUAGUGCACUUUCCCUCCCAUAGUGUCCCCCCCUGCCCUUGUCCCAUAGUGUCUCCCCCUCCCCUUGUCCCAUAGUGUCCCCCCUCCCCUUGUCCCAUAGUGUCUCUCCUCCCUUUCUCCCAUAGUGUCCCCCUCCCCUUUUCCCAUAGUGUCUCCUCCCCUCCCCUUGUCCCAUAGUGUCUCCUCCCCUCCCCUUGUCCCAUAGUGUCUCCUCCCCUCCCCUUCUCCCAUAGUGUCUCCCCUCCCUUUCUCCCAUAGUGUCUCCCCUCCCCUUGUCCCAUAGUGUCUCCUCCCCUCCCCUUGUCCCAUAAUUACUUACCUGUCUUGGAGCGUGGGCCGGCUUCACAGCGCGCUCCGCGGUCCAGGAACUUCUAUUUCAGGUUCCGGUUUCCGGCGGGACUAAAAGGAAGUGUGCACACUGAGUGUGCACUUCCUUUCAGUCCCGCCGGAAACCGGAACCUGAAAUAGAAGUUCCUGGACGGCGGAGCGCGCUGUGAAGCCGGCCCACGCUCCAAGACAGGUAAGUAAAUCUUCACAUUCGCUCCAUUAGACGCACAGACAUUUCCCCUCACUUUUGAGGGGGAAAAAAGUGCGUCUUAUGGAGCGAAAAAUACGGUAAACAAUCUGGUCAAUGUUUCAGUCCUAUAACCAGGCGUUUUGCUAAUAUAUGAUACCUAGAUAUGAUUACAUAUGGGAUGAUGUAUAUGUGAAAUAAAUAUAGAGUAUGUGGGGAAAUUUUAAUGCUGCAUAUUCAGAUUUGUUAUUUAUUUGCAACACUUAUUUUCUUAUCUUCAUUAUUUGGUAAACAAAACAAAAAACAUAUAAACAUUACUUUUCAGGACACUCAAAAUACUCUUGAGGUUUUUUUUUUCUUUAACAAGUGCUUGGUGGUAAAGGGGUUAGUAAAAAUUUAAAAGGACAUUUCAAAUUAUUAUUAUUAUUUAUUUUUUUUGCAACUAGAAUUAUUCACUAAUAUAUGUGUUGCCAGGAAUCAACAAUGGAAUUUAACAUAUUUUCUCCAAUAACUUUGCUUGUAUAAAAAUAUUUUUUGGAUUGUUUUCAAAAUAAAAACUGGUUAGUACAUGCCACUCUUUGUUAGUCCUUCCAUAAGAGAAAAUCUGGGGCAAAUUCUAUAAAGCAAGACAGGUGUCAUCAUCCAAGCAUUAUUCCCCGUAGUGCAAUAAUUUGUAUUAAAUAGGCUUUUAUUGAUACAACAAUUGCAUACAACACAUGGUUUCCAUGUAUGGCAUGUAUGGCAAUACAAUUUUGUAAUAACAGGAAAUUGAUGUAAAAUAGCACAGCAUUGGUGAGCUGUAAAGGGUAUAUAAAACACCAUAUUAAACAUUUAGCAUUAAACACAUACAAAUUAGGGAAUAAUCAGACAUGUAGCGUUACUCACAAUUCCAUUGAUUCCCCUUUCAUCCUGACCACCUCCACCUUCUGAAAACUCUAGAUGAGGGAUGUGCUAACUUGGCAUCAAAUCAUGUCAGAAUUCAAGUUUCAGAAGGGAGAACGAGGUGAGGACAAGGCAGAAGGUAAUAAAUGCAAAGAGAGAAGAGGAGCGAGAAAAAAAAGGAAGUAAGGGGAGAACCAGCUGGGGUAGGAGGCUUGGGUGGAGGUGUCGCCUAUAAGUUAAUCAGUCAGGAAUCUAGUGGAAUUGACCGAAGACAAUAAUCCUAGCCAGUAGUAGCACCACAGGAUAUAUCUCCCAUUGUCUCAGACAGAGGUUGCUUUCAGAUCCUCAAAUUUUCUGGUGUCAUCAACCUAUUCAACCCACUGUCUCAGCAGGGAUACACAUGCAUGCCACCAGAAAAUUGGGAUUACCAACUUAGCCACGUUCAGAAGUCAUGGUGUCUCAGAGCGUUUGUAGCCCUGCACAGCAAUUGUAGUAUGGUGUAGCAAAUAAGUUGCUGGUUCCAUAGGUGGAGGUACCUCCAAUAAUUUCCCUAUCAUUUUGCCAACCACUUCCCAGAACGGUCUGAUUAAUCUACAUGACCACCAGAUAUAAAUGGGCUCUCCCCAUUCUUUCCUACAGCACCAGCAAAGAUCCGGCACAGUUGUGUCACGUCUGUGAAGAGCAGUUGGGAUCAAAUACCAUGUUGUGAGGAGUUUAUAUGAAUUUUCAUGCACACAUGCCGACACCAGCAUUUUUGGAAUGAAAACAAGCAUCUUGCCCCAUUCCACCUGCAUAAACAUCUGUUGGAGGUCUUCCUUCAGGUUCCAGAUACACAGAGGUGGUAACAAGUAGCGAUUCAUCACCAGCAUAUUGUAGGUUGCUUUAAAUGCUUUUGGGGGCCAUUGAGUAAUGCAUAGUUUGACUGCAUAAUGGAGUGUUGGUUCUUUAACCUCUAAUCUACAUGCUUCAGUCUGCCUGAGAAGUGGGAGUUACAUUUGUGGACAGUGGCUGUGAUAUGAAUAUUCCAAUAUUUUGUCCAUGUAUAUGUAGAGUAAUAGUAUGAUCCAGUGGUCUUAACAAACCAUUUCUGAGUCCCCUUUAAUACUGUACUGAACUUGUCAUCUGGAUUUCCAAAUACAUUUUAAUAAUAUUAGACUUUUAAGCAUAUUUCAAUUUAAUGUGUAAAUGCAUGCAAAUGCCAUCCAUUGAUGUCUAUAAUAUCUCCAAAGCAGGACUGACUGAAUUAUUUUUGGUUACAUAGAUGCAUCAGCCUGUGUAGGCCUUUGUGUCAUUUGACACCCCUUUUGCUCCUCUUUAUCCAUCCUUUUGCACUUUUUGUGUGUCUUACUCCCUUUUUGUAUCUCUUCAUCCAUUUGUGUUUUUGACCCCCUUGUUGUUUUUUCUGUCCCUUCUCCUCCUUUCUGUGUCUCAUUUGUGUCUCUUCCUCAACAUACCUUACAAGCUCCAACUCUCUAUUGUACUGUGGCAUUGUUGUCCUCCUGUUUGUCACCUGAGCCUGACAUCCCUUGCUUAGUAUGCCAUGGGGCGGAGGGGGGCCAGUACAAUCUGCAGACAAUAAGCCUCCAUGAUAGUGUGCCUCAAGGCAGCAGUCUGUGAUGCCUUAAGGUAGUGCCAGUGCAAUCUACCAAAAGAAAAGCAUUUUGGAACAUUUAUCGGAAGAUGCUGGAUGAGGCAAAGACAGACACUCAAUAAAACAGGACACUGGAAUUUGUUAUUGUGUCAAUUAUUUCAUUUUAUUUAUAUAUACUAUGUUAUAUGCUAGCUUGACUAUGCAUUUUCUGUUUGUUUGUUUUUGUUGUUGCAGCAGUAUAUAACAUUUUAAGCAGAUAUGAUUAAACAUUAAUACAUGUUAAGUAUGACAAAGUCCAUUUAUGAGAUUUACUGUACUGCCUGGAAUGUUUUGCUUCUCUAAUCUCCUCCUUUUUUUCUACCAGUCAACUUCAUGAAUUCCAACUUUAGAGAUCUGCCUUAUGAUGACAACUCAAAACAGUACAGUGUUUUUUCUUGUUGGAUUCACACUUGGACCUUUGAUGCAAAAAGGCAUUUUCAUGAUUUUUCUACUUCUUUAUUGUCUGUCAUUAAUAGGUAACAUGUUCAUCAUUGCUGCCGUUUGGCUCGGACAACACCUGCAUACUCCAAUGUAUUACUUUUUAUGCAGCUUGGCUUUCUUGGAUAUUUGGUACAUAUCCUCCACUGUUCCCAAACUCCUCAUUAUCUUAGCCAUUGACAACAAAGCUAUUUCCCUGCCUGUAUGCUUCCUGCAAUUCUAUAUGUACGUGUCUCUUGGUGCCAUUGAGUUUUAUCUUCUGGCUGUCAUGUCUGUGGAUAGAUAUUUGGCUAUUUGCCAUCCAUUAAUGUAUCACUCCAUCGUCACCAGUAAGACCUGUUAUUGUGCAGUGCUAAUAUCUUGGAUUGGUGGAUUCUUUACUUUUAUUUAUCCUACUGUCUUGAUGGGAGAGAUGUCCUUCUGUGGACCAUAUGAAAUAAAUCAUUUUUUUUGUGACAGCUCUGCUAUAGUGAAGAUUAAUUGCUCUGAAAUCCAAGCAUUUGAUUUGUUUUUUUCUAACUUUGCAUCCGCGGCAAUUAUGAGUUCCUUGACUAUAACAUUAGUUUCCUAUUGCAAGAUCAUAUUCACCAUUUUGAGAAUACCAUCAUCCAGUGGUAGAAAGAAAGCUUUCUCCACCUGUACUUCUCACUUCAUUGUAAUCUCUUUGGCCUAUGGAAGUGCUAUUUUUAUAUAUGUGCGACCAGUUGAUAGUUCCUCCCCUGACCAUAAUAAAGUAGUAGCUCUUCUUAACCCCUUAAGGACACAGCUUCAGAAGCUUGACUUACGCUUAAUGACACAAGCAAUUUUUGCAUUUUCUUGCUGUUUGCGUUCAACUGCAAUUUGCAUCUCUCUCAUUUAUUGCACCGACACAUAUUAUAUACUGUUUUUUAAAGGACAGAAAGGGCUUUAAUUUGAUAUAACAUAUAUAUAUAUAAAUGCUUACUUAUUAUAAAAAAAAUACAGAAAAAUGCAAAAAAAAUGAAAAAUAUUGUUUUUUUUUACAGUUUUUGCAAUAAUAAUGUGUGCAUAAUUAGUGCAGGUUAAGGAAAGUAAUUAAAAAUAAAUUUAUUUAUUUGUUCUGAUUUACAGAAUAUAUAAUGUGUCUGGGAUUUUUUUUUUUGGUAGUUACAGGUCACAAAGCACAAGGAGUAAAAUAAACUUUUAAUGUGGAGCGAUUUUAGAAUUUGGUAUGUUUGUCUUGUAAGCUUAAUAGCCAUAAAAGAAAACAAAAUUGCCACACAAAAGUAUAUAUUUAUAUAAAGUAGACAUCACGGGCUAUUUACCUAAGGUUGUUUUGACACUUUCUACGUAGCCAUAUUACCGCCAACCUCUGCUAAAUAUUGGAGUAAAAUUGUGUUCUUUUUGGUUUUUGGCACACAAACUUAUAACAGAGAAAUUCUCGUGUAUAUUUUGUAAAGUUGGUGUGUGCUAUUCCUGUACAAAGUUUUAUUUUGUGUUCAGUUACAUCUGCUGAGUAAAAUGACACCCCCAUUGUAUGUCUUUUGCACUAUUUCGUGAAGUUACAGUGCCAUACAGGAUACCUGUCCUUUUCAGUAUUCACAGUAGAAUUUUGAGAGAUGAAUUUAAUGAGCCUUAGCUUCCAUUUGGGGUAUUAUAACAGUUUGACUGUUCAAAAAACCCCCACAAAGGCCUACCAUUUGUAAAAGUAGACACUCCAGGGUAUCUUAUAAGGUGCAUAUUGUGCCUUAACAUGCCCCCAUUUUUUCACCAAUAUAUGCCAAAGUAUGUGGUAAAAAAUAAUUUUGUGCAUUUUUUACAUACGGAUUGCAUUUUUGCUGGGCGUUUUGUAUAUUUCAUAUGUGCCACUAAGUUCAAACCCCCCAAAUUAUGCUCAGCUAAGUCUUCUGAGUAAAAUGACACCCCAUAUGAAUGUCUUUGGCACUAUUUCGUGAAGCUACAGUGCCAUAUAGGAGACCUGUCCUUUACAGUAUUCACAGUAGAAUUUUGAGAGACGGAUUUAAUGAGCCUUAGCUUCCAUUUGGGGUAUUAUAACAGUUUGACUGUUCAAAAAACCCCCACAAAGGCCUACCAUUUGUAAAAGUAGACACUCCAGGGUAUCUCAUAAGGUGCAUAUUGUGCCUUAACAUACCCCAUUUUUUCACCAAUAUAUGCCAAAGUAUGUGGUAAAAAAAUUAUUUUGUGCAUUUUUUACAUACGGAUUGCAUUUUUGCUGGGCGUUUUGUAUAUUUCAUAUGUGCCACUAAGUUCAAACCUCCCAAAUUAUGCUCAGCUAAGUCUUUUGAGUAAAAAUAUACCCCCAAUGAAUGUCUUUGUCACUAUUUUGUGAAGCUACAGUGCCAUAUAGGAGACCAAGCCAUAUCCGUUUUUACCAAACUUUGAAUUUUGACGCUGGGCCUAUGUGCAAUUUCCAAGCAUCUUCGCAGGUUUUAAAUUCAAUCUACCCCACAAAGGCCUACCAUUUCUAAAAGUAGACACCCCAGGGUGUUUCAAAAGGUAUAGUUUGAACCUUAGCGUGGGAUCAUUUUUCCGCUAGCUUGUACCAGAUGUAGUG
Molecule: messenger RNA, 37088 nt
Organism: Pelobates cultripes (western spadefoot toad)
Lineage: Eukaryota; Metazoa; Chordata; Amphibia; Anura; Pelobatidae
Source: the annotation of a GenBank genome assembly